This is a messenger RNA of Lytechinus pictus (painted urchin), 3656 nucleotides long. RefSeq names its product Bardet-Biedl syndrome 5 protein homolog. The coding region runs from base 116 to 1156 and encodes 346 amino acids. Gene Ontology annotation, biological process: cilium assembly; intracellular transport. The record is from RefSeq and is a predicted model, not a curated record. NCBI's taxonomy places the organism in Eukaryota, Metazoa, Echinodermata, Echinoidea, Temnopleuroida, Toxopneustidae. Gene Ontology annotation, molecular function: phosphatidylinositol-3-phosphate binding. The transcript is spliced from 11 exons. Gene Ontology annotation, cellular component: ciliary basal body; BBSome.
AAAACGAUGCCCUUUUAGAGACACCUUUCAUUGAUAUUUCAACGAAAGAAAUCCUUAUCCGACAUAAGAAUUGAUGUAACCAGAACUACCAUAUGAUAUUGUGAGAGGAGACACCAUGACCUCAUCAGUUCUUGAUGCCUUAUGGGAGGACAGGGAUGUCCGAUUUGAUAUUAAUCCAAGUCAAAUGAACAUGCGCCCGGGAGAGAGCAUCAUAGACAAGCUAGAUUCUAUAGAGGACACCAAAGGGAACAAUGGAGAUCGAGGGCGUUUGUUGGUCACCAACCUGAGAGUAAUCUGGCAUUCAACGUCACUACCAAGAGUGAAUCUCUCUGUUGGGUUGAAUUGUAUUCUUAGCAUCACAGUGAGAACGGCCAACUCAAAAAUAAGAGGACCCACGGAAGCAUUGUACCUGCUCACAAAGUGCAACAACACAAGAUUUGAGUUCAUCUUUACCAAUCUAGUGCCGGGAUCACCAAGACUCUUCACCACAGUUAUAUCUGUACAUAGGGCGUAUGAGACGUCUAAGCUCUAUCGUGACGUGAAGCUCCGCGGUGCGAUCAUCUCUAAUAAGUCCUUGAGAAUGCUGCCGUUGGAACAGGUCUACGACAAGGUGGGCGGGGUCUGGAACCUCUCCAGUGACCAGGGCAACCUUGGUACAUUCUACAUUACUAAUGUCAGGCUAGUAUGGCAUGCUGUGAUGAAUGAAGCCUUCAAUGUUAGUGUCCCAUACCUACAGAUGAGAACUGUCAAGAUAAGAGAUUCUAAGUUUGGACUGGCUCUGGUGGUAGAAUCUUCAGUACAGAGCGGAGGCUACGUACUUGGUUUCCGUUUGGACCCGGCAGAAAAGCUGCAGGAGAUCGUCAAGGAGAUCCAGUCCCUUCAUCGGGUCUACAGCACGAACCCUAUCCUCGGUGUGGAGUUCGAGGUCGACGAUGUCCCUGCCGCAGCAGAGGAGCUGGUGGUUGAGAACGUGCAGGAUGACAUUGAUAUCGUCAACGAGGAUGAACAAUCGGAUGCCUUUGCGGCCUACUUUGCCGACGGGGACAAGCAGAAGGAUCGACCACCGGUCUUCUCCGAGGAACUGGGCCUUGCCAUCGAGAAACUCAAGGAUGGAUUCACGUUAUCAAACUUAUGGGAAGUGGUGGAUCACAAAUAAGGGACCAGGGGCCCGUCUUACAAAGAGUUACUAUUGAUCAUAUCCGAUCUCAUGUAUAUGGAAAUCCAUCAGUGUCAUAAUUUUUUCUUUAGGAAAUUUGCACAAUGUACUUGGUGAACAAAGAGAAGCACACUGAAUUGUCAACAAAAUAUUUUGAAUGUAUGAAUAUACAUCAUACAUAUAUAUAGAAAAUAUUUUGAACAAUCUUUUUUUUUAGAUGUUUACUUUGCUGGCCUUCCAUAGUUGUGGUUGAUUGGAUCAAUCGUAACUCUUUUUAAGACGGGGCCCAGGCGGGUGUUUCAUAAAGCUACUCGUAAGUUUAAGACUGACUUUAACAACGACUGGUGAUUCUUUCUUGCAGUGAAUGGUAUACACCGAAAUGUUCAUUGGCGGUGGUGUAGCGUGUAAGAACGGUUGACCAGUCAUUCUUUAAGUCACUCUUAACUUACAAAUAGCUUUAUGAAAUACCCCUGGGGGGGGGUGUUGCAAGAAAAUAUUUGCAAUCAAUUGCAAAUUUGAGAUGCAAGUGACUUGCAAGUGAUAAGAUCAAUUUUAACUGAAGCAAAUCAAUAUAAACUUGUUGAUGCAAGAAGCAGAUUAUCAAUCUAUUGUAAAUUUGCAAAGAAAAAAAAAACCAUGAUUUUUUAUUUAUUUUAAGCCAUAAAAUUGACUUGCGAUCAAGUGUACAGGUCCCGUUUGGGUGUGCGGCUUAAAGCUGAUCUCAAGGUAGUUUCAGAAAGUAAUGAUUUCAUGAGAGAAGUCUUUAAAAUCAAGCCUUGAAGGUCAAUUGCCACCAUAUUGAAGAUCUAGGUCUAGUACAUUCAUGUAGAGCCCAAUUUUGUGAAACCAUGAAAUCCAAGCUGAAAGGCAAGCACAUUGAAGGUUGCGAACACGGAUAAGCACAUGCAGGACCAUAUUUUUAUUGCUUGGAAAAAUAUCCUAUACCCAAUAGGAAUAUCUUGCCUAUUUUGGUUGUUUCUCAGCAAUUCCAGAUUCUCUACCAAAUUCACAUGGCACAUAUUUUGUAUUCAUGCACUUUCAGUGCCAUUUCAAUGGAUUCUGUUGAACUCAUGUUUAGAUUGUGUAUACCACAAAUGGCAUUUGUGUUGAAAUCAUGUAUUCACAAUGAUCAUCAUUACUGCCUUAAUUACUGGAGCAAGAGGCACAAUAGCACCCACAAUGCAGUAGAAAUAUAUGCCUGAUUGAUCAAUUUUGGUCACAAGUUCGUACAUACAUACAUACACCCACCAUGAAUCAUUCUAUGUAGUGGGCAAUUUAAAGUUUAGUGUUAAUAUCUGGUGUUGAUGUUGGGCACAACAAACACCAGUCACAACACUAGACCUGAAAUUAAGAUGUAUCUGUGAUUCACACCACGAGGAGUGGAGCUAUCAGUUGGAUGAUUGGUGUUGAAAUCCUACCUCCAGUGUUUAAGCUACAUGUAGCAGCCCGAGUCAUGCUCAAAACACCCAACACUAGGAACUUGAAAUAACCCAGUGUUAAUAAGAUCAUAUCAUAUUGCUUAGGGCACAGCCAAGUGUGAUUUGAAACUAAAGAGGGCAGUAUAUAAAACUCCCAGCUCAUGUCAUUGAGAUGCCAUGUUGAUAACAAAACAUCUUGAGCAAAGUCAUGACAAACAAGGAAGAAAGGCAAGAAAAUUAUGUUCAUUAAAGGGAAGUUCACCCUGCCGAAAUCUUGGAACUCGCUCGUGACAACAAAAAGUCUACGAUCAUUCCUCGUCACCUUCAGCUCUGUACACAACGAUGAGGAACUGAACAAACUCUUGGGUGGUUUGACAGUCGCACAAGGUGGUGUACUGCCAAACAUCCAAGCUGUGUUGCUUCCAAAGAAGACUGCAAAUGAUGAAUUGGUUUUGAUUUAAAGCAGAAAAAAUAGAGACAAAAUAUUGGUGAAGGUUUGAUGAAAAUCCAUCAAAAAUAAGGAAGUUGUGAAUUUUUAAAGUUUUAAACUUUUUGACGCCAUGUGCUUGCGGCUUCCCCAUAUUUUUUUUAUUGGAAUAUGAUGAAUAUGAAUAUAUUUCUUAUUAAAAGGGGUAUGAAGUGAUGUGUCUGAUCACACAAAUUAACUCAAAUUUGUUAGAAAAUGGUAUGUAUGGGAAUUUAUAGCACACAGUAUAGUAAGGCCUGCUCAUCUGUGAUGUCACAAAAUCAAAACUUAACCAUUUCAUAACUCAUCUUCUUUGGCAAAUUUUAAUCAAACUUUUUUUUCUGGGUUAAAAAAAAUUAAAACCUAGUUAAUUCAGGGUGAACUUCCCCUUCAUCCAUUACAAUAUGAAUGGAUGUAAAAUCAUGUUUUAAAUAGUAUUCAAAUGUACAUGUAAAUAUAUUCUAUUUCUGCACCUUGAUCGGUAAUUCAUGUAAAUUUGAUUUAUUUAUUGUAUCUUAAUGUAUGGCUAGCAUGUGUGUAUAUUUCUGUACAUAUGUAUAUUGUGAAAGAGCUAUUGUAGAUUAAAUUCGACAGAAGUCAGUUUCAGUAUACUUAA